Aplosporella prunicola CBS 121167 is the source of this 3303-nucleotide messenger RNA. Its product is annotated as glycoside hydrolase family 20 protein. The coding region runs from base 1 to 3303 and encodes 1100 amino acids. The record is from RefSeq and is a predicted model, not a curated record. Gene Ontology annotation, molecular function: heme binding; oxidoreductase activity, acting on paired donors, with incorporation or reduction of molecular oxygen; beta-N-acetylhexosaminidase activity. Gene Ontology annotation, biological process: carbohydrate metabolic process. The transcript has 9 exons. Lineage: Eukaryota; Fungi; Ascomycota; Dothideomycetes; Botryosphaeriales; Aplosporellaceae.
AUGAAGCUCCUUGGACUCAUCACCCUCGCUCUCGUGGCCCCUCUCGUGUCGGCCAUCUGGCCCAUCCCUUCCGAGUACGACCACGGAAGCACGACCCUCUGGAUCGACAAUGACGUGAAGAUCGCCUACAAUGUCAAUACCAUCUUCGAGCAGAACUUUGUCCCGUGGAAGUUCAAUGAGCGCAACUCUGACUUCGAGCCGCCGACUGCGGACAAGAAGUGCAUCACCUCGAUUACUCUUCAGCAGACCAAGCCUGACUCUACCGGUAUUGCCACUCCUGAAGACACUACCGUCGAUGAGUCCUACACUCUCACUGUUCCGGAGGCUGGUGAUGUCACUAUCAUUGCUGCCUCAUCGAUCGGACUUGUUCAUGGCUUGACCACCUUCUCUCAACUGUUUUUCAAGCACACCGAGGGUGGUGCCUACACGAAUCUCGCGCCGGUGAACAUCAAGGAUGCCCCCAAGUUUGCUCACCGUGGCUUCAACAUGGAUGUUUCCAGGAGCUACUACCCUGUUGCUGACAUCAAACGCGUGAUGGACGCCAUGGCUUUUACCAAGUUCAACCGCUUCCAUCUGCACAUUACUGAUGCGCAGUCCUGGCCUUUGGUCAUUCCCGCUCUGCCCGAACUGUCUGCCAAGGGCGCUUUCUCUCCGGACAUGGUGUACACGCCUGCGGAUCUCAAGGACAUCCAAUAUUACGGAACUCUUCUGGGCAUUGAGACCAUUCUCGAGAUCGACAUGCCUGGACACACCUCUUCAGUUGCGUUUUCGCAGCCGGAGCUCAUCGCGGCCUUCAACAUUCAGCCUGACUGGAGCACGUACUGCGCUGAGCCGCCGUGCGGAACUUUCAAGCUCAACGACACUAGGGUAUACGAUUUCUUGAACACGGUGCUGGACGACCUGUUGCCUCGCGUCAAGCCGUACUCUGCCUACUUCCACACCGGAGGUGAUGAGGUUAACGUCCAGGCCUACUUGCACGACGACACUGUCAAGUCCAAUGAUACCGCUGUCCUGAAGCCUCUGAUGCAGAAGUUCGUCGACCGCAACCACGACCAAGUCCGCAACGCAGGCCUUACUCCUAUCGUGUGGGAGGAGAUGCUUUUGACGUGGAACCUGACCCUUGGCAAGGAUGUUCUGGUCCAGACCUGGCAGUCCGAUGAAGCUGUAGCGCAGACUGUCGCUAGCGGCCACAAGGCACUUGUGGGCAACUACAACUACUGGUACCUCGACUGUGGCAAGGGUCAAUGGUUGGACUUCAGCCCCGAGACUGCCCAGACCUACUAUCCAUUCAACGACUACUGCAACCCGCGCAAGAACUGGCGUCUGAUGUACUCCUAUGAUCCGUAUGGCGGCGUCCCCAAGGAUCUCCAGCACCUCGUGGUCGGGGGCGAGUGCCAUCUCUGGAUGGAGCAGACCGAUUCCGUCAACCUCGACUCUAUGCUCUGGCCCCGCGCUGCGGCUGCCGCCGAAGUUCUUUGGAGUGGUCCCAAGGAUGCUCAGGGCAACAACCGUAGCCAGAUUGAGGCCAGCCCCAGGCUGAGCGAUUUCAGGGAGCGUCUGGUGGCUCGUGGUGUCAAGGCCGAGCCCAUUCAGAUGCCUUUCUGCACCAUGAACGGCACUCAAUGCUCUCUAAUUUCAAUGUCUCAUGACCAAAAGAGCCACUAUGACAAACUUUUACUUUGCACAUUGGGCGCUGGUAUUGCUUACAGGCCUGAAUUACGGCCAUUGGAGACUCCAUGUGCCGCCAUCAUGUUGGAGCAGCUCUUCGAUCGAGUAUACUUGCUAAGCCUUGUCGCGUUCCUGAUUGUCCUCUACGCUUCUCGACAACUCGCCAGCGGCAUUAAUGCCUCACGCAGGAUCCGGGCUCUCGGCGGCCACGCGCCGGUCCGCAUCAGUUACGUGCCUUUUGGCCUUGACCUGGUCUAUCAAAUAGUCAAAUCUCAGAACGAAAAUAGGAGCCUUCAGUUCUGGCGUGAGCUGUUCUCCCACUGGGGCAAUCCUUUAAAUCCCUAUACAAUCGAAACUGGCCGCGGUGGACUUCGUGCCGUCAUCACUGCCGACCCAGAAAAUAUCAAAGCAAUUCUGGCAACACAGUUUGCAGAUUACGGCAAAGGAGAGCAGUUCAACAGGGACUGGCAUGAUUUUCUGGGAGACAGCAUCUUCACGACUGAUGGCGACAAGUGGCAUCAUUCAAGGCAACUGAUUCGGCCCCAAUUCAUCAGAGACAGACUCAGCGAUUUAAAGGUUUUCGAAAGCCAUAUCCCAGUGCUGCGAAAACACCUUUACGGGAACGGGGAGACUGUUGAUGUGAAAAGCUUGUUCUUCCGAUAUACCUUAGAUGUAGCCACCGAUUUCUUGCUUGGCCAUAGUGUAAACAGUCUGGAAUAUCCUCAGGCUAGGUUUGCUGAGGCGUUCGCUCGAGCUCAACACACACAAAGUCUUCGCUCUGGAGCCGGUCCGAUGUCAUGGAUCCUUCCCGAGAGAGGUUUCCACAAAGAUAUUCGGACUAUCAACGAGUUCAUCCAUCCUUUCAUCGAGGAGACCCUAGCAUUGUCGCCAGAAGAAUUGGAGAAGAAGACGAAAAAUGAUGAAGGUUACACUUUCUUGCAUGCCCUCGCCGGUGACACACGGGACAGGAGUAUGCUCCGUGAUCAGCUUGUUGCUGUUCUGCUUGCGGGUAGGGACACAACGGCGUGCACGUUAUCCUGGUUGUUCUAUGAACUUUCAACUCACCCUGAAAUCCUGCGCAAGCUUCGCAAAGAAAUCACCGAGAUAGUUGGGGAGGACAAUAAACCUACCUAUGAGCACCUCAAGUCACUGAAGUAUCUCCAACACACUCUCAACGAAACCCUGCGUCUCUACCCCGUCGUCCCGUUCAACGUCCGGUUCGCCCUCCACGACACAACGCUACCUCGUGGUGGCGGCCCUGACGGCAACGCGCCCAUCGGUGUCCUCAAAGAUACGUCAGUAGCCUACUCGACGCUUAUCAUGCAGAGACGUGAAGACAUCUUCCCGCCAACCUCGGUCGGCUUCCCGCCCGUCGAGGAGUUCGUACCGGAGCGUUGGGAUGAUUGGACACCUAAGCCUUGGACCUAUAUCCCUUUCAACGGGGGACCGAGGCUCUGCGUUGGCCAACAAUUCGCGCUUACUGAGAUGGCGUAUACGGUUGUAAGAUUGUUGCAGCAGUUUGAGAGGAUCGAGUGUAGGAUGGACGGACAUCCUGGCUUGAAGAGUGACAUCGUGCUGCAGCCCGCGAAUGAUAUCCAUGUGGCACUGUGGUCAGUUGCGCAGGGAGGUAAAUGA